UUGAUGAAGACGGGCUACGGAGUGUCUGGAGUUACGUCAUCAUUGUUGGCCUUCUCUGCAUCCUGACCGUAUUCGUUCUGAUUGCUUUGAUCUACGGAAGAAAAGUGCGCACUAGUAUUCACUACGAACAUCAGAUCAACGAGUCCGAGGCUGACGAACCAUUCUCCCGGUCUAGCCUCCAUAAGAAGCAAACGACUCUUCCUCCUGAUUUUGUUGGCGCCGAAAGUAUCAACCUCCCCAAUGGGAUCACACAUAUGCAAAAUUGUGUUAAAUAG
This is a messenger RNA of Dicrocoelium dendriticum, 275 nucleotides long. The record is from the annotation of a GenBank genome assembly. NCBI's taxonomy places the organism in Eukaryota, Metazoa, Platyhelminthes, Trematoda, Plagiorchiida, Dicrocoeliidae.